GUGGUACGUGGUAGCGUGCGAGGGAAAUAACGUGCUCUAAGAUUUCUACAUUGUUUUGUUCGAUUUCGAAAUUUUUUUUGCAAUUAACACUGACAAUCAUGAGUGGAUUCACCGCAAAUGUAUCAAAGGGUGAUCGACUACUGGACCCCAUUAGGCCUUCUGAUGGUGCUGGCAUGAGGAAUGAAAUGUCAUAUCUCUAUGGACGAGAUCCCAGCAUUCUAGCAUAUAGUCAACGUCCUGGACCAUCAGCACAGUGCAAGAAGAAUCUUUCCUCUGAUUAUGAGACUGAAGAGUCGAUCUACUCUGAUGGCACCUCCCUGGGGCCUGAUGUUUUGUCCAGACAGACAGUCAAGGUAUUUUUACGCCUCAAACCUUUUCCCAGAAAAAUGAAACUGCCAGACGAGCAGAAAGAGGCCUAUGAGAUCAUCAACACUACAACUCUUCUCACACGAAUCCCAUGCCUUGACACAACAACCGUUUCUAUGAAGAAAAAUUGUCAGAUAGAUACUGUGUGCCGGAAAUUUACAUUCACCGAAACUUUUGGACCUGAUACUACACAACUAUCUUUGUUUGAGAGGGUAAUUCGGCCACAGAUGGAGGAAUUUUUCGAUGGGCGAAACUGCAUCGCCAUGACAUAUGGCACAACGAAUUCAGGAAAAUCCCACACUCUCCAGGGUUCGACUUCGUGUCCAGGAAUAAUACCUAGGAGUUUGGAGUACGUUUUUUCCAACAUAAAUCCAAGGACCUCUCCUUGCUACAAGCCAGUUGAUAAUAAUACUGUAAUAAGUCUCACAGCAUCCGAGCGUUUAGCCGAGAUGGAAACGACAACAAAAAUCCUUUCAUCCCAAUACAUAAGUGCAUACAAGCAAAUGCAGAAGCUUCUACAGGAAGAAUCCCCUCAGCGUCCAAGUCAGGCAACAGAUGCCCAGUACCUAGUGUGGGUGUCCUUCGCAGAGAUCUAUAACGAAGUGAUCUACGACUUGUUAUCCAGCGAAACCCAAAAGCGUCGAAUACCCUUAAAACUGGCCGCAGACAGCCAAGGAAGGGCUUUUAUAAAAAAUCUAAAAACUGUAUGUGUCCAUUCAGGCUCCGAAGCAUACCAAGUGCUAAUGGCUGGACAGUGUAAUUUAAAAGUCGCUGCAACAGCCCUCAACGCCAGGAGUUCGAGAUCGCACUGUAUCUUCACCAUUACAUUACUUAAAUUUUACAACGAAAAUCGUCCAAACUCUGUGGAACUCAGCAGAUUCUUUUGGUUCUGGGUCGCUGCCUAAAGUCCAUCUACGAGGGGCAACUGAUGAAACAGCGCCAAGAACACCUCGGGCCUUUUCGCGAGUCCAAACUAACGCGCCUCUUCCAGCAGGCCCUCUCUGGAAAGGAGCCCAUGGCUCUCAUUGUCAACGUCAAUCCACUUCCAAAUCUUUACGAGGAGACCCAACAUGUCCUGAACCUUGCGGCAAUCGCAAAGAACAUAGUGAUUCAACCGAAGAAACCAAAACGAAGAAGAUCCCUGACGAGAUUCUCACUGGUAGUUGCCCAGAGUACGAAGACAGCGACAGAUUGGGAUGACACAGACCUGGAAAUAAUCGCUGAGCAGUCUUCUACUGAGGAAUAUGAAACUCAGAGUAAUGCUUCCGUUGCCCAAACGGACUACGAUGAAUUAAUCGCUGAGAAUGAGCGCCUGAAAGGUGAAUAUACAGCCCUCAAAACAUCACACUUCAAGAGGGAUCUGCAAAUACGCGAGGAACUCGCAAAUUCCUAUGCUGAGAUGUUGGAGAAAAUCCAGAAGGAUUAUAAAGCAAAAAUUGAGGUCUAUGAGAACCAGCAAGAGGAGUUUCUAGAGUGUCAGCUGACGAUGUUAAAGGAUUAUUAUGAAAAGAAAUUGGCUUGCAAAGAGAGUGCACCAUCAGAGGCUGAUGAUGACGAUGAAGAGGAAGACAAUGGGAGGAUUGUCGAGCUUCAAAGACAGGUUUCGAUGCUUUCUGGUAAGGUCAUCUCACUCAAGAUGACGAUGAAGGAUCUGCGUACGGAGAAGAUGGAGGUCGAGCAGGAGAAGAAUAAUUUAAAGCAUGAAACGACUAUUUUAAAAGACGAACUAACGAGUGUGAAGGCACGGCUGGCGUCACUGGAGGAGGACUUCUCGGUGAAGGGCGAUGGUAGUAUUUACAUUCUUGAGCUGAAGGAGCAGCUCACGGCUCUCUGGCAGAAAAACAAGAAUCUCAAAGACAUGCUCAAUGAAGCUAAACUCGAUUACAUUGAGAUCACUGAUGAUUGUCGUGAGAAGGAGGAGAAAAUUGCCAGGUUGGAGGCGAAAUAUAUAAUUGAGAGUGAUAAGUGUCGAAACCUCGAGUCUGCGUACGAGGAUGUCAAUGCUCUCUACAGGGAUGAGACCCAGCUCAAGGAGGAAAUAGAAAAUCAUCUUGAAAGAGAGAUUAACUUGAGGAAGAAACUUGAAAAGCAAUUGGAGAUGCUGAAUGGGAAUAUUGCUGUUGAAGUAAAUUCUACGACGUCCUUUAUCAAGAAGGAGAUGCUCUCCCCAACGAUGGAGGAUUCUACUGGAGAUUCUGGGGGUCAAGAGGUCUUUUUAGAAUUCAGGGACAUUCCAAUAGGGGAUAAUCAGAUGAUUGAGAGUUUGAAUCAGCAGAUACAACUCCUGGAGGAGGAAAAAAAGCUAUUGAGUGAGAAAUUGUCUUAUAGUGUGGAGGAAAUUAACUCUUUGAAGGAAGAUCUGAGGUCUGCGAAGGGGAGAAUAGAUGAAAUCGGUGUGCAGUUAUCUCAAAGGGAGCUCACGGAUAUGAGAGAUCAGUACGAUGCACUCAAAGCUAAUUGUGAAGAACAGGUUGCGACGAUUAAGAAAUUGAGUGACGAAGUAACGACGGCCAAUGGCAUUUUGGAAAAUUACAGCAGCGAUGGGAAUGACCAGAAGAGACUCAUCGAGGAGAACAAGCAGCUGUUACUGCAACUCAAGGAGACGUCGAGUGAGAAGGACAAUCUCUCGAAGCAGGUGGAGAACCUCCAGAUGGCUCGUGAGGAUUUAGAGUCUCAGAUCAGGGAGUGGAAAAAAAAGCUGGGCCUGAUGGAGCUUGAGAUCAACAAUCUCCACAUGUCUGAUAAAUUGAGAACAGGGGAGAAUAAUAAAUUGACAGAGGAGUUGGCUGCAUGUAGAUUACAGCAUGCCUCUCAGGUUUCUGAUCUCAAGGACAGGUUGAAGACCUUCGAAGAGAGUAAUCAGGGAAAUUCUCAAGCCAUGAAAGAAAGUCUCCAGAAAAUUCAACAGCUGGAGUUGAAGCUGGAAAACAUGGAGAACCUGGAAAGGAAAAUUUCAGAAACUGAUGCUCUGUUGUCUAAAUGUCAAACCGAAAAGAGCGAGUUGGAAAUGGAGUUGAAGAAAAAUGAGGACCGAAUUUUCCACCUGAAGUCUCAACUGGAGCAGUCAGAGAUGGCCGGCAAGGACAAAGAUGAUGAGAUUGUCAGGCUUCAGAAGGAGUUGAAGACUCAAAUCAAGGCCGCUCAUGAUCCCAGCACUCUGGAGACUGAAAAGGCUCACAAGCAGAUCAUUCAGGAGUUGAGUGAAACACGAGCAGCCCUUGGAGAUGCCACGAAAAUUAACGAAGCCCUGGAAACCAAGAUAAGAAAUUUGAUGGAGACUCGAAGUGAAAACUACGAGCAAACGCAGAAAUUAAUUACAACGCUCCAGCGGAAUAUUGCAGAGCAGACAGCAGAGAUAAAAGACUUGAAAACAACAAAUGUCAGUAUUAUCAAUAGUUUAGAUGAGAAAGAGACAGAGAUGGAACACUUUAAGAAAAACCGAGACGAGACAAUUGCCAGGUAUGAGGUACUGGUACGAAGUCUUCAAGACAAUCUCGACCGGGAGAAGAGGGAGGUGAUGAGAUAUCAGGAGGUCUUCACCAGGCAGGGCCAGACACCUCGAGAGAAGGACGACGAUUCCUCAAAGUUCAGAGCCCCCUCGGACGAUCGAGCUACCCUGAAGGUACCGGUGACCAAACCCAGGGACGAGAGCACCUCUGACGAGACCUCACCCAAAUCUACCAGUAGCAGGCGUGCAAGAAGGGGGAAAAAAGUACCUGCUGAGACUUCUAAUAGUGAUGAAAUUGAUAUUCCUGUUUAUGAGCUGUCUCCAUCUGAGUCAAAGAGAACAACAAGGAGAACUGCUGCUGCGACUGCUGUUGCACCUACCAGUGAAAAAAGGAUCAGGAAGAGGAAAAAACUUUUCAAUGCGGAACCUAGUGCUGUUGAUUUAACACCUGAGGUGGUACCACCAUCUCCGUCACCGUCCUUCAGUCGUUCUCUGCGAUCUCGAAGAAAGUAACUCCACAUUUAAAUUUCUGUUAUCAAAUUUACUUAAUUUUGUUAUACACUCGAUUUAAUCGAGGGAUGUACGCAUCAUCAUUGUAAAAAUAUGUUGUAAAAAGUUUUUUCAUUUUUAUAGUUUUUUAAUAAAUUAUCUGAU
This is a messenger RNA of Fopius arisanus, 4468 nucleotides long. RefSeq names its product kinesin-like protein KIF20B. The record is from RefSeq and is a predicted model, not a curated record. Gene Ontology annotation, cellular component: microtubule; nucleus; kinesin complex. NCBI's taxonomy places the organism in Eukaryota, Metazoa, Arthropoda, Insecta, Hymenoptera, Braconidae. Gene Ontology annotation, molecular function: ATP binding; ATP hydrolysis activity; microtubule binding. Gene Ontology annotation, biological process: microtubule-based movement.